Molecule: messenger RNA, 4164 nt
Organism: Petromyzon marinus (sea lamprey)
Lineage: Eukaryota; Metazoa; Chordata; Hyperoartia; Petromyzontiformes; Petromyzontidae
Gene: PAPOLG
Product: poly(A) polymerase gamma
Biological process (GO): RNA 3'-end processing
Cellular component (GO): nucleus
Molecular function (GO): RNA binding; poly(A) RNA polymerase activity
Source: RefSeq, a predicted model, not a curated record
UGGCCAUCCCUGUGACGUCAGCGAGGCGUAUAUCGGCGAUGGAUUGAAGGCAACUUCGCACAAAACUCCACCGCGUCCCAUCCCGCACGCGACUUCUCGCGCCCCGAGAUCACCAGCUGUGUCCCGCCGCCGCUGGAAGAGCGCGCGAGAGAGAGAGAGUCAGAGACUUUGUGUGUUUUGACCGCUGCUCACAUGCCGAAGUACGGGAGCGGUCAGUCGCAGCCGCACUUGUGGCAAAUCCACCUGGGCAUCACGUCGCCCAUCAGCCUCGCCACGCCCACCGAGGAGGAGCUUCGCUCCAGCGAUCUCCUGCAAGAGGUCAUGCAGCAGCUGAAGGUGUUCGAGGAAGUCGUGGAACUGGAGCAAAGGCUGGCCGUCUUGGGCAAGCUGAACCACAUGGUGAACCGGUGGGUCCGAGACUUCGCUGAAGCCAAGGAUCUCUCGCCGAGCAUCAUUGAGAACAUUUCCGCAAAGAUCUGUACUUUCGGCUCGUUCCGGCUGGGCGUCCACAAUAAAGACGCAGAUAUCGACGCGCUGUGCGUCGCUCCUCAGCACGUCGAUCGAACCGACUUCUUCACUUCCUUCUGCGAGCUGCUGAAGGAGACGAAUGGAGUGACGAGCAUACGGGCGGUGGAAGAUGCCUUUGUGCCUCUCAUCAGAUUUAAGUUUGAUGGCAUUGAGAUCGACCUCCUCUUCGCGAGACUGAACAUGCAGAGCAUUCCCAAGAAACUUGACUUGCGAAACGACAACAUCCUGAGAAACCUCGACAUUCGCUGCAUCCGGAGCCUCAACGGUUGCCGCGUGACGGACGAGAUCCUGCACCUGGUGCCCAACGUGGAAACGUUCCGCCUCGCCCUGCACGCCGUCAAGCUGUGGGCGAAGCACCACGGCCUGUAUUCGAACAUCCUGGGCUUCCUUGGCGGUGUCUCGUGGUCCAUGCUCGUGGCCCGGAUCUGCCAGCUCUACCCCUGUGCCACGGCGUCCACGCUCCUACACAAGUUCUUCCUUGUCUUCUCCCAGUGGGAGUGGCCGAAACCCGUUCUGCUGAAGCAGCCAGAGUUCAGCCGACUCAACCUGCCGGUGUGGGACCCCCGGGUGAACCCCACGGACCGCUGCCACCUGAUGCCAAUCAUCACGCCGUCGUACCCCCAGCAGAAUUCCACUUACAACGUCACCGUCUCCUCCCGCGCCAUCGUCACCGCGGCGUUGCGGGAAGGCUUGGUGGUCACUCACCAAAUCCUUCUAGGACAAGCAGGGUGGGAUAAGCUGUUCGAAAUCCCCAACUUUUUCCAGAAAUACAAACAUUUCAUCGUGCUCACCUCGCAUGCUGCAAAACAAAAACAGCACUUGGAAUGGGUCGGCCUCGUCGAGUCAAAAAUCCGCAUCCUGUUGGCCAACCUGGAGAGGAACGACUUCAUCUCGCUCGUUCACAUCAAUCCCAAGGCCUUCCCCGACCCCGUCAAGAACGAAGCGGGUGGCGACCAUGUGCAGCGCUGGUUCAUCGGGAUCGUGUUCAAGAAGAGCGAGAGCUCGCCCAAUAUCAGCGUGGACCUGACGCAGGACAUCCACAGCUUCAUGGACACUGUGUACAAGCAGGCGGCGACCAUGAACGUGUCCAAGGGGGACAUGAAGAUCGAAGCCGCUCACCUCAAGAGGAAGCAGCUGUGCCCCUUCCUCCCCACGCACAUCCUGCAGAAGGAGGGUUUGAGCGAGGGCGCGCGUGGAGUGCCCAAGUCCGUCUCGAAGCAGCUCCGCCGUGCCGACAAGGAGCGCCGCGCGUCGGUCAAAGGCGCCCAGCAGCGGCCCGCCGGCCUGCCACAGGCGGACGCGACGUCGCCGCAGUGCGCCGACACCGAGGACUUCCCAUGCGCCGGAUCGGCGGUGGCAGCGCUGCACGAGGGGCCCCCCGCGACUGCGUCCGGGCGCAGCUCGCCCCUCGCGGGGUCCCUGCCAGAGCCCCCCACCGAGCGCCAAGGGCGGCCCGGCUCGGCCGCCGCCUCCCCGGACCGGGCGAGCCGCUCGCCGCCGUCGGCGCUCGCGUCUGUCGCCAGCACGAGCUCCCUGCUAAAGCGGCCGUGCAGCGCCGUGCCCGAGGGCGAGCCCCAGAGCCCCCCCAAGAGGCCCAAGCAGCAGGACCCCCCCCCCGCAGAAAAGCCCAGGCAAGGAGGUGACCCCGCCAUCGUCCCCUGCCACGAAGGCCAUGCGAUGCGAGCAGCUUGCGAGCAACGAGCUCCCGGAGUUCGUGUCCCCGCUGCCGGCGCGGCAGAUGAAGUUUGUGCGGAACCCCAUCCGCCUGCACCUCAACCGUUAGCGCCGUCGUCCCGCGCCGCUCCACCGGCACCCGCGGUCGCGACGCCUCUCCGCGAACGCCGCCCUCGCUCUCCACGCGGCGUGCGCCGUGCCACCCCCCCCCCGCACCCCCGGUCAGGCCUCUCCGCCCGUCGCGGGGAUUGACGGAGACCUGACGGAAUCGCGCGGUGCGGCGACGACGGGAUGUCGCGGGAGCCCUCGGAUUCAUUCCAGCCGGCGCACCGCCACGUACCAACGUUUAAUAACUCCCGAAAGCAGGACUAUAAAUCCGGGAAUUAGAAAGCCAAACACGCGCGCACACGAACACGGGCCAGCUCUCAGAGUCGUCCCGCAUUGAAAACUUGGAUGACGUGAGCUGCCGUGCGUGUUGGUUUGACGGCAUGGCACGGAACGGUGGGGGGGGGGGUGUACGCGGUCUUCGCGUGUUGGAGCCACUCUCUUCCGCGGUCGGUGCGGUCUCGAACGUCACGCGAUGACUUUUUACGCCACGGGGUGGCAGCAACUGUUUUAGUGAUCCGUGUCGCUGCAGGCAUCUGGCGCUCACUGCCUGCAAGAAGACAGACGGUGGCCCCCCUGACCACCACAGCCCCCCUGUGUUACUACCCCAGGCGUUUGGCACACAAAGCAAAGGCCUCGAUGUGUGGGGGUUAAGGGGUUGGGGAGGGGGGGGGGUAGAUAAAAAAAAAUCUAAAAAUGAAAAAAAAAAUAUUAGUUUCACUUUAAAAUGUAUAAAAACAGUAUUUGUUUUUUUUUUUGCUCUGUAUAGAGUCUUUUGUAAGUGUAUAUUUUGUAAAAUGUUUAAACAAUGAAAGUAACUUAUUUUAUUUACCUUGAGUGGAACGUGUGGCUUGUUCGGAUUGACAGGCCAUCGAAGGCAGUGUGUGUGUGUGCGAUGUCAUGGUAAAACAUUAAGGAAUGUGUUUUUUUUAAUACCUUAACCUCUGCAAAAUAAUCAACUUUAUUUUGCACUGUCUGCACGUCGUUUACCAUGCAUUCGGUGAAAUUUGCUAAAUCCCUCGGCAUAAUAUGCAAGCCACUCCAGUGCUACCACGCACACAAGCUCACAGCAAUAUUGUGCAAGCUGUUUUACCCUUGCAAGGUGCAACGGAUGUCUUUUUAUUACAUCUCUGGAAUAUCUCAGUGUAUCACUUUUAGUUUUCUUUGUUAAACUUCUACUGCGCUCUUCGAUAAAAUACCAAUUCAUGAAGCCAAAAUGUUACCCCCACUGUAGUGUAACAAGAGAACACGUGGGUCUGAGGCAGCGUAAACACUUGAACACCUUGUGAGCAGCAGUAGGGAGGAGGUGGCUGGGUCAUUUCAGUGGCUCCGUUUCCCCCAAGAUACAUUGACAGCGCCGAAGAGCACCUGGUGCUCCCAGAAAUUUCCCAUAACUGGUAUCAUAUAUUUUCUUCUUUACCACAUCACAUUAAAAAAAAAACAAAUAGUCUUCAUCUAUUGGGCUUCAGGGUGAAGUGGUGGUAUGAAUGAAAAAAAAACAUCGUUUUCUUUGCAACCAAUAAACGAUCAGUGACUAGUAAGUCAUAACGUGAGGGCAGGUUCUGGCCAUAAUGUACUGCGGUGUUGUCGCAGAGGGUUUGGUGAUGGAACGGUCCUUUAAUUGCUAAUUAUGCCCAACAGAGCAACUAACUGCAGGUGACCACACCAUUGUCCCGUCCUAUUCCUUCUAAGCUCACCACUGCAACAACACCGCGUGAGUGACGCCCCCCGUUAUCCGCAUCGUCGUGCCGGUCACUAUAUCCGCGCCAUCACAUCUUGUACUAUAAGACAACAUUGUUCAACUUUAAGUCGUUCUCAAAUGAAGUCAAAUAAAUGGCUUAAACGCUGGACAACAAA